Molecule: messenger RNA, 753 nt
Organism: Jaculus jaculus (lesser Egyptian jerboa)
Lineage: Eukaryota; Metazoa; Chordata; Mammalia; Rodentia; Dipodidae
Product: vomeronasal type-1 receptor 90-like
Exons: 1
Coding region: 1-753 (250 amino acids)
Biological process (GO): G protein-coupled receptor signaling pathway
Cellular component (GO): membrane
Molecular function (GO): pheromone receptor activity
Source: RefSeq, a predicted model, not a curated record
AUGUUGGACUUGCUAUUUCCAAACCUGUCUGAGUCACUGAAUGUACAGAGAGACUUCAAGUGCAAGGCAUCGUUUUAUACUCACAGGGUGAUGAGGGGCCUCUCCAUUUGCUUCACGUGCCUCCUGAGCGUGCUCCAGGCCAUCACCAUAAGCCCCAGGACCUCCGUGGUAGGGAGAAUUCAACAGAAAUGUAGAAAUUACAUUACCAAAGUUUUCUUGUUUUUCUGGUCCCUCAAUCUGACAUUCAAUAGUAACAUCAUCUUCUAUACUGUUGCUUAUUCUGGUACGAAUCAGACCAGCGUACUCAGUGUCAGUAAAUAUUGUUCGAUUUCUCCCGCACAAGCUGGCAUUAGGGAACUGUUUUUCACACUGACAUUGUCCAGGGACAUCUUCUUUGUAGGUCUCAUGCUGCUCUCUAGUGCAUACAUGGUGUUUGUCUUGUCCAGGCACCAGAGGCAAUCCCGGCACCUAUAUGGCAUCAGUCUCUCCCCCAGAGCCUCCCCAGAGCAAAGGGCCACACAGACCAUCCUGCUGCUGGUGAGCGUCUUUGUGCCCAUGUACUGGAUAAACCUCAUCAUCUCGUCCUUCUCAACCUUGCUGUGGACGUAUAACCCGGUCCUGUUGAAUGUGCAGAACAUUGUCCUCAAUGCCUAUGCUGCUGUGUGCCCUUUAAUACAAACUGCAUGCCAUAAAAGACUAAAAGAUAACGUGAAAACGCUACUCUGUAAGUACCACCCAUGCUUUCGAAGAUAA